Messenger RNA from Schistosoma curassoni, 5855 nucleotides. Lineage: Eukaryota; Metazoa; Platyhelminthes; Trematoda; Strigeidida; Schistosomatidae. The record is from the annotation of a GenBank genome assembly.
CUCUGUAUACUCCGUUCAAUUUGUUGUUUUAUCUGGCGCAUUUUUCGAGUUUUUAUUAUUAUAACGCUUUGGUAAGGUAUGAACAACCUUUGAUGUAAAAUUAUUGAUUGUAUGGAUCGAUACCUUUUAUUUUGGACUGUUGCUGUUAGUUAGAAGCUAAGUGAGCUGAGAACUUACCCGCAUCUCACAGGAGAAAUUAUUCCAACGGCAAUUACAUCCAAGUUGUCCAUUACAUUGUUCGAACACCAGUAAUGGUAAAGUAGAAACAACCCUUUAUUUUUCGGUUACUGAAUAAUUGGUUGUGUGGAUCAAUGCUUAAUUGCGCAAUUGCAGUUAGUCGGGUUCUGGUUAAACAGAAUUAAUACGCAUUUCGAAAUCCGUGAUCAUCAGAGAAUUCACUUCUACACGGGUCCCAGUUAUUUGAUUGCAUUGCAUCCUGCUUUAUUGUAGCCCAUUCAGAGCUGUCAAAUGCUAGCUUCGGUUAUCAGAUUAUCCUGACCAGACACUCUUGCUAAUUGUCGGUAGCUUACACUGCUAAAUUUAAAUUCACUGUGCUUAAUUGAUCGUUAGGUCGUUUUUUCUCUUUUGUAUUUCCUCAUACACCGCUCUUCACACUUCUGUGGUAUCAAACAUACGCCGGACAAUAAAUUACCAAUGGCUAAACUAUAUUGUUUAUGAAUAUGCCUGUUCUGUGCUCCUUAAGGAUUUUCCCGAUUAAUCAAGAACGGGGAAUUAUAGGCGAACUUUCGGAAGAUAUAGGUGGCAUCAGCUAAGGCGAUUCAGUGUUAAUACAAGCGACACUGCAACUAAAAGUCUCCUUUUUCUCCGACUAUGGAGAAAUAAUGAGACAUGUUCCUAAAUGUCUCGGGGCGAAACAUUUAUUAAUUCAUACCUUAAUUGUAGCCAAAUCGCUUAUUUUUGCACAAAUCUACACCAAAUCGUCUACUUUCCUUCCGACCUCACUCAAGCGCCUGCGCCAACGGUAUGUAUAUUCCUCCGGAUUUCGCCUUUCCAACAAAAAUGAUCAUUGGUGAGAAUGCUAAUUAACGCAUAUUAUCAAAUUUAUAUUGAUCAUCAGUAUUCAACAGAAAUAACAUGGACAUCAAAAUUCCUAUGGCAGCGAUACAUCCUCUUACUAACUGGCAAGUCCUAUUGUCAUCAAUUGCUAUCUCAAAAAGAAAUAGAACGUAUCAGUUUAUAAAGUGCCGGUGUAGCAGACGACAGUGAUAAGGAAGACGUACAUUACAGGAUUGAUUUAUAAAAAAAAUUCAAAAAAAUACUGGCGAUUCAGUUUAAAUAUUCAAUCAGAUAGCUUUCUAAAAACUUAAAAAUGCCACCUGAAUCGAGGAAGCUCGAUGAGGAUACUCUUGCUAAGUUGGAGUCGAGCAAUUGGCAAGAGCGAAAAGAAGUUUUGGAAGUAAUCAGUAACCAGUUAAAAUGUUCUACGUUGUCCGAUGCGAUCUGUGGGCUUGUAACUAAAGCAUUAUGUCAAGUAAUUACAUCUGAUAAACAUUCAAUGUUGGUAAUUCGUGCAGCUGGUGUCUUAUCUGAAUUAGCUCAAUCAAUGAAUAAUGGCUUUACCGUUCAUUCAGAACGUGCUUUAACUACUUGUUUAUUAAAAUUUAAGGACACUAAAGCUAACUUGUCUCUAGCUUUACGUUCGGCCACAACUGCCAUUGUGGAUACAAUGUCUUUUGAUCUGGCUUUAGUGCAUCUUCAGACUGCAUUGAGUACUCCAGUGGCAAAAACACAGACUGAAGCCUUGCGUUUGCUCGCUCACAUAUUUUGUAAAAGUAAUUUAAGGCGAGAACUUCAACUUUCACAACGCUUAAAAAUUUCAAAACCUCUUUUAUCUAAUGUUGCUAAAUUUUCUCAGCACAAAGCUCCGGAAUGCCGUGAUGCGUGUUUUCAGGUGUUUGCUGCAAAUCGCAUUUUUUUAGACUUUACCAGUGAGCAAUUCAAUGCCAUUAUUGAUAACAUGUUGGACGAAUCUCGACGCCUCAGAGUCGACGCUGCUUUCUUGCAGUUAAAUGAAGGUUUAUUACAAAACAAUAUACCCCAUGCAAAUUCUGAUCCGGCAAACUUGAUCACAAAAUCUAAAUCUAAAGACUCACGUGUUCAACAACAACUGUCCGACGAUUUCGACUUCCCUGUUACCCCUAUCAGAGCAUCACCUGGUAUUUCGAAUAAACCUGUUAAAAUUGGAAAACAGUCAUUACAUGAAGUUUUUAAAAAUCCUAUGCAAGGUCAUGUGUCAUCCAGUACACCAUUUUCAACGAAUCAAAAGUCCACAUUACAUAAUUUUAAACAAAAUAUUCAAGUAUCAGCUUUAAAAUCGAGUGUGUCGAAAAUCCCUUCUUCAAUACAACGUGAUGGAUUAAAACAACCUCCUGGGAAGGGUAAAGUGAAAGCAGGAAAUAAAAACGUUAUCAAGCCAAGAAUUGAAAAUUGUCAGCCUCAAGAUUUGAAUUUGUCUCCAGAUCAUUUACGGAACAGGCUUUCCGAAACAUAUUUCGUAAAUGUACCACUUGGACAAUUAAAUGAUGCUUCUUGGAAGAUUCGUUUACAAAUUGCUGAACGUAUCAAUGCUAUUAUUAACUCCAAUCCUCCAGAAUAUCCUGAUAUUCAUUACUUACUUCAGUAUAUUCUACAUUGUGGGACAGUGAAAGAUAAUAAUUUUCGUGUCCGUUGUGAAAUCCUAAAUAUCUUGUCGAAAUUAUUAUCACAAAAUAAAUCUCAAAAUUGGAUUACUACGACUUUGAUAAUAUCGCUUUGUGACCAGUUAUUUGCUACCAUUGGAGAUUCUAAAUCCGGUCCCUUAGUUGAACAAACUCUUCGAGAUUUAAUGAAUGUUAUAGGCUUUACAAAAACUGUUGAGUGCAUUAUUGCAGGUUUGAAGAAAAACGUUUCUCCUACAAUUCAUUCUUCACUCAUAAAGUGGUUAUCUUCGUCCAUAAGGUCGUUAGAUUCUAGUUUUGAUCACCUACCACUUAUAGAAAUUGUGAAAUUUGGACUUGGAUCUUCUUCACCUAUUGUGCGUAGUUCAGCAAUUGGAUUAGCUGGUGCACUUCAUGCUUGUUUACAUUCGACUGUCAAUAUUCGUCCAUUUUUCUCUUCUGAAAAGACAACAAUAUUACAACGUUUGGAAGCAGAAUUUGCAAAUAUUGAUGAAAAAUAUUCUGUUCCACUUUCGGAUACUAAAAACAAUAAUUCUACAUUCUCUGGAUUACUACAAACUUUAACACCAGCUGCUAUUGACGCAUGGUCGAUUAGAGAAAGAAGAAUGACAGCUCUGAUAGGAUCAAUUUCACCAUCACAAAGACUUACUAAUGCUGAAGGUGUUUUGGAAUUUUCUGAUUCAGAUGAAAGUCCUGUUGCGGAACGAAGUUCAGUACCGUACAAGAAAGGUUUCAUUGAAGCGGUAACAAGACAGCCUAUGCAAUUAGAAAACGUGCAUUGUAAUAUUGCCAGUAAAACAACUUAUAUGACUAAUUCCGAUACUUCUGAUACUAUUUUCUUUGUUGAGUCUAACGAUGAAACAGGUUUGUUACAAACUAAAGAAAUACGCUUGGAAAAUUUGAAAAAGCACCAAGAUAUCAAUAAAGAUAAGUUGCAAUAUCUAUUUGAUGAAUCACAUAUUCAUCCUAAUCUAAAGAAACAGUUAUUCUCCACGUCAUAUGAAGGUCGUCUGGAAGCACUUGAUAGAAUGAUUUCUUCAUUACAUAGAAAAGAUACCAGUGCAAUGCCAUCACCUUUAAUCAUCACAUAUGCUCAUUUCGAUUUAAUUUUAAUGUGGAUUGAAGAAUAUUGUUUUGGAUAUUGGUUGAAAGGUGAUUUUGAACAAUCUGAAUAUCAUAAUUGUAAAGCUGUUUUAGCUCGUGCCUUCGAUUAUUUAACUGCUGUAAUUUCGUUAUUUGCUCAAAAUGAUUUGAGGUUAAGUGAACAAGAAGUAAAUAUUAUUCUUAUCCCAUUAUUAAAUUGUCAACUUCAAUCAUUAACUGUACAUAAAGAUUCAGUUAUUUAUCGUGCUGCAUCUGAUUCAAUACAUCUUAUACGUCAAGUUUAUCCUCCUAGUUUAUUGAUGGACAUGCUUGUUAAAUAUAUGCAUCACUGUAGUACUGCAAAAAUGCGUCAGAUUUGCCUUGAUGAAUUACUUAGUCUUAUACCGCGUUCCGGUGACCUAAAAGGAUUUACUUCAGAACUUCAUCUAAAACUAAUUGCCCAGCAACUUGCUGACUCUGAUUCUGGAGUGAAGAAAUCUGCAUUGAAUUGUUUAUGUGUAGCCUAUAAGUUUUUAGGAUCCUUAUUUUGGCAGCAUAUUGGAAAUCUUCCAGAAAAUGAUAAAAAAUUACUUGAACAAUAUCUGUCAUCAUCUAAUACUGAUCCAACUUUGACUGUCUCGAAUAACUUUGAUGAACUUUCAAUGAAAACACCAUUUGAAUUUUUUAUAACAAGAGAUACUUCAGUAAUAACUGCACCUUAUACAGGAGAGUAUAGUCGUACUAAACGACCUAAAAGCCCACCACCUCUCCACUUGUCUCCAGCUGCCCCUUCUCUUUUAUUACCAUUAAUUACUGCACGUGAUAAUCCAUCUUUAAGUGAAUCAGACAGAAUAGCAGCUUCAAGUCAACUUACCGCAGCUUUAUCUUGUUUAGUUGAUCAGUUAGGAGGAUUUGUAUCUGAUGAUGAAGUCCAAGAUGAGAAUCGUGCACCGUCAACUGAAAACUUCCACCAGGUCUACACUGAUGAAAAUGAAGAUGACCGAUCAGGUUUCAAUAACAUCGUCCAUGGAGCUCUUAUCGACUUAGAAGUAUUAAUUCAAGAUCCUCGAACAUGUGAUCUGCUUCCACCUUUUAUGCCUCAGAUUAUUACUCAGUUGACGUUACUUUGUAAUCGUUUGUACAAAAGUGAAUCUAACGCAGGUCAAGCGAUUUUUAUGCAAUGUCUAGGCGAUGUAUUAAUAUGUAUUUUUACACGGCCUUUCUUAUUUCGUGAGGUUAAGGCUGACAAUUUAAAAUAUUUAUUGGGUGGUCUAAUACAACUUGCUGAACGAUUACAACUAAAUCGUAACACUCCUUCAUUGUUAACGAAUCCUCGUAUUAUAACCGUAAUGAUAUUAGUUCGAUAUAUUUAUACUGCUGUUGACCCUUCUAUUGGAUUGAGUGUUCUUUUACGUCUGGUUCAUAUUUGUUGUUUUGGUUGUGAUAUAUUAUGCCAUCGGAUCAAACCUGAAGGUCAGGAUAGUCAUCCCUCUGAUCCUAUACACAGUUUGGAUGAACCUUUCUCUUUAGAUAUGAAGUCGAUUUCUUUCGCCAAAGUUGCAUAUCUUUCACUUGCUCAACUUUCUUGUCGAAGUUCCGAAAUUAGAAAUUAUAUAAAUAAAAUUGAUUGGGGUUUAAUCCUCCCUUUUUUGGAACCAUUUCUUCCUGAUUCGUCUGGUGUAACAAAAUCGGUAAAAAUUAAAAAUCAUCAAUCUAUUCGUAUGGAAAUUUUACAGGAAACUGUAAAAGUUAUUCAAUGUAUGCUUAUUGAAAUUUACGGUUGUAUUGGUUCAAAAUUUAUAGAGGAAGUUGAAAAAUAUAGAGAUCAGUGUUCAUCGUUGCUACAUAUUGUAUACACAUUAAAAUCUAUUAUGCACGAUGCACCUUAUCCACAUUGUCGUAUCAGAUCAGAUUAAUGUGCAUCAGUUAGUCUCAGUUCCAGAUGAAAUAAAUGAUCAGUAACUUUUUAUGCGUAUAAACUGUAUAUAACAUUAUGAUUCAUUUAUGUGGAAUAUUUUAGCUUACUUUUCUGUGCCUCCAUUUUCUUUAUUGUUUUUUAAUACUAACAUAUUUUCAAAUAAAUUGUUUUUCGCC